UCUUAGGGUUUUCAUCGCUCCGAUUUCAAUCACCCAUAUUUGAUCUUCUCUCCCUCUCAAUCGUUCCUGCUCCAGUUCGAUUUUCGAUGGUUCAUUUGAUCAAUUCCGUCAAGACUGCAUCUGAUUCAGAUUCUCGGUGCCGAAAACUGUCGCCUGUGAAGGUUGAGGUGGAAGAUACUCUGGAGAACGAAUAUGAUCAUGGCCGCCACAAAAAGCGAUCUAAGCUCUCUCUUCUUCUUCCUCCUCCUCAUACUUCAGAAAACAUUGGGGAUUAUUCUGGGUCACUAUCAGAAUACAGUCCUUUAGGUUUGCGUCUCAAGAAGAGCCCUUCCCUUUUGGACUUGAUUCAAAUGAGGCUUUAUCAAGGAACUAUUCCUAAACUUGAACCUGAAGUAAAACAAGAACACAAGAUCACUGCAAUGAGUUUUAAUGAGAAGCUUAAGGCCUCUAAUUUCCCUGGUUCAUUAUUGAAGAUCGGUAGUUGGGAGUACAAAUCAAGAUAUGAAGGGGAUUUGGUAGCGAAAUGUUACUUUGCUAAGCAUAAGCUUGUUUGGGAAGUCCUUGAUGGAGGGUUGAAGAAUAAGAUUGAAAUUCAGUGGUCUGAUAUCAUGGAUUUGAAGGCGAAUUACCCAGAUGAUGGAGUUGGGACACUUGUUGUUGUGCUUUCUAGGCAGCCUCUUUUCUUCAGAGAGACAAAUCCACAACCUAGAAAACAUACCUUAUGGCAAGCUGCAUCAGAUUUUACGGAUGGUCAGGCAAGCAUACAGAGGAGACAUUUUCUGGAAUGCCCACAAGGCUUGUUAGGAAAGCAUUUUGAAAAGCUUAUACAGUGUGAUCCCCGUCUUAAUUUCAUAAGCCAGCAGGAUGAGAUUGUUUUGGAAUCCCCUUAUUUUGAGGCCAGGAUUGACGAUGAUGAGUCAAAGGAAACAAACCAAGGAUUUGGCGUGCAAAGCCCGUCUUUCUUUACUUUGCAUAACGAUACAUCACCAUCAAGAUCUCAUUCUUCUCCUUCCAAGCAUGAAGACCAUAAUUCUCUUGCUCAAUCUUUGGAACAUGUACAUCAAUAUAGUCCUUCAUCUUUAUCAGUAAUCGACACUGAAACAAGUAAAGACGCAAAGGAAAAUAGAGAUAAGGAAUUGAAAGGGCUUCUUAACCAAGAUAUGUUCAAGAUAUCUGGACUAAAACCAUCAAUAUCAGUUAAUGACUUAGUGAACCACCUCGAAAACUGCAUUUCAACAGACGAGAGAAAAAGCCUGGAUAUUCUCAAGGAAAUCAGUCAGUGCCUGUUUAGCGAAUCCCAGUUUGCCUCCUCAUCCUCCUCUGUUUCGGAUGAACAAUCCAUCAUGAAGAGGGUCGAUUCUCUUUGCUGUCUCCUUAAGAAGGAUCCGUUCUUACCAGUCAGAAACGAGAAUAACAGUUCAACUCUUAGGAUAGAACAUGAUGUAUCCGAAUCCAAUUCUGAAUCCUCAUCAGAAGAUGAUGAGAAUGAAACAACAUUGUCUAGAAAAGAUUCAGUUGAAGAUCUACUUCUUAACUUGCCAAGGAUUGCUUCCCUACCACAGUUCUUGUUCAAUAUAUCUGAUGAUUAUGGACACAGGUAAAGAAUUAUUCCUGAUUUGAUUUUUAGUCGCCGAAGUAGAGUAUACUCUAGUAUGUAUAGUUGGUGUUAUUGUAUAGCUUAUAGUUAGUUACACCCUUUAUGUAUAAUGUAGUUUUUGUGCAUAGAAUAAUCACAUUGUUGGUGAUUGGGUCUUUCAUUGGCAUGUUUAAAUGUAAAUAAUUAUAUAUUUAUAUGUUUAAUUAAGGUUGUAGGUUGAUAUUUAUUC
Impatiens glandulifera is the source of this 1826-nucleotide messenger RNA. RefSeq lists its product as uncharacterized. Bases 87 to 1601 code for a protein of 504 amino acids. Lineage: Eukaryota; Viridiplantae; Streptophyta; Magnoliopsida; Ericales; Balsaminaceae. The transcript is spliced from 6 exons. The record is from RefSeq and is a predicted model, not a curated record.